CAAGUGACUACUCUGUUCCAAAACGCAAAGCUGGUUCCCAAGAAGAUCAAAAUCCUGAAAUAAUGUGCGAUAUCCAUCUUUACGCGCUUUUGUAUAAUUACAUCACUUCCUAAAAUUCCGGUGAAAUCUUUAUUUCCGGGGAGAUAUAUACUUCCAAGAAAAGUUGGUUCCUUUUUCUUGAAGUUAUCUCUUCACUUCAAUUAAUUUUAAUUGGUUCUUCUGUCUUGUCUUCUGAACAAGAGAACAGAGGAGCUCUGUCUUGUUUCCCUCUUAGUAUUUAUUUCCUAUUCUCAAACAUACAUAUCUGUGUUUGAUUAUCAACUUUGUUUUUUUGUUUCUGAAAAAGUUAUAUUCUGUUUUUACCUAAAUUGACUUUUGUGAGAAACAGAGUAUAUAUAUAAAUAGAAACAGAGCAGCUCUGUUUUUUUUGGUAGAGUUAUGGAGAGGUAUGAGAUAGUGAAGGAUAUUGGUUCUGGUAAUUUCGGAGUAGCAAAGCUUGUUCGUGACAAAUUCUCCAAAGAGCUCUUCGCUAUUAAGUUCAUCGAGAGAGGCCUAAAGAUUGAUGAACAUGUACAAAGAGAAAUCAUGAACCAUAGGUCACUCAUCCAUCCCAAUAUAAUCAGAUUCAAGGAGGUUUUGUUGACGGCAACACAUUUGGCGCUAGUAAUGGAAUACGCCGCCGGAGGAGAACUCUUCGGAAGAAUCUGCACCGCCGGAAGAUUCAGCGAAGACGAGGCAAGGUUCUUCUUUCAGCAGCUCAUAUCAGGAGUUCAUUAUUGUCACAGUCUUGAGAUAUGCCAUAGAGAUCUAAAGCUAGAGAACACAUUACUGGAUGGAAGUGAGGCGCCGCGGGUGAAGAUAUGCGACUUUGGAUAUUCGAAAUCAGGAGUUCUUCAUUCGCAGCCAAAGACAACAGUAGGAACACCUGCUUACAUUGCACCUGAAGUGCUCUCCAAGAAAGAGUACGACGGCAAAAUCGCUGAUGUUUGGUCUUGUGGAGUCACUUUGUAUGUUAUGCUUGUUGGUGCUUACCCUUUUGAAGACCCUUCCAACCCUAAAGAUUUUCGUAAAACCAUCGCUCGGAUUCUCAGAGCUCAGUAUUCUGUUCCUGAUUACGUCCGUGUUUCAGAUGAAUGCAGGCAUCUUCUCUCUCGCAUUUUCGUCGCCAACACUGAAAAGAGAAUAACAAUAGAGGAAAUAAAGAAUCAUCCUUGGUUUCUCAAGAAUUUGCCGGUGGAGAUGUCGGAAGGAUCAUUGAUGAUGAAUGGUCCAUCGACUCAGACAGUGGAAGAGAUAGUGUGGAUCAUUGAGGAAGCUCGGAAACCGAUCACUGUAGCUGGUGGACUCACAGGUGCUGGUGGUUCCGGUGGAAGCAGUGGUGGUGCCAUUGGAUGUAGCAGUAUGGAUCUUGAUGACUUGGACACAGAUUUUGAGUACGAUAUCGAUACCGCUGAUCUCCUUUCCCCUUUGUGAACUGUUUUAUCACCCAAACAAAAGCCAAAGGUUUCAUGUUUCUGAAGCUGAUACAUUGAUGAUACACACAGACGUGUGAAUAUAAUUGUUCUUUAGAGUUUUGCUUAUUGCAAACUUAUAUCAUUUGAGUGUGAAACAUUCUAUGUGAUUCUUUUUAUGUUACAACAAUGUUAUCAACUUAUUAGACAUUUUUAUA
Messenger RNA from Camelina sativa (false flax), 1669 nucleotides. Its product is annotated as serine/threonine-protein kinase SRK2C. Gene Ontology annotation, biological process: protein phosphorylation. NCBI's taxonomy places the organism in Eukaryota, Viridiplantae, Streptophyta, Magnoliopsida, Brassicales, Brassicaceae. The record is from RefSeq and is a predicted model, not a curated record. Gene Ontology annotation, molecular function: ATP binding; protein serine/threonine kinase activity.